AUGGGGACGAUCGCCGCCAUGUGGAGCGGCAGUGCAGACCCCGGCAUCCCAAUCCCAGGUACUUUUGCCUUGUGCGCUCUCCACGCCACGGAUCUCCGCGUUAGAUGCAUGGGAAUUCACCACAACGGGAGCAAUCCGCCCGACACGACCCAGUUCCUGGCGCUCUCCGGCGGCGGGCACUUCGCCUGUGGCGUCGAGUAUGGAUCGCAUUUCAUUGUUUGCUGGGGAGAGCUCCAAGUCCCGCAAGAACUUCAGCAAGUUAGCUACUCGAUCGUGGCCUCCGGGGGAUUCCACGUCUGCGCGCUACGCAGCGACAACUCAUUCGUGGAUUGCUGGGGGAGGAUCCCAGCGCCGCCGGCUGGAAUGGCAUUCGCGAGCUUGGUCUCCGGCUGGGGAUUCUCCUGCGGCCUCACUCAAGCUGGAACAGUGGCUUGCUGGGGCGAUCUCCGCAAGGAGAUCUUGCAGCCAUCCAACGAGACCUUUGGAUCCAUCUUCGCGGGAGGAAACACUGCCUGUGGAGUGACUCUACUCGGGAGGCUGUGCUGCUGGGGGACCGCCGACCAUGGACAGUCGAUCCCUCCCACUGGACUGCAGUUUCUAUCCAUCGCUGGAGGGCUCUAUCACACCUGUGGGAUCCGCGCGGACAAUCGCCAAGUUCUAUGCUGGGGAGACCAAGACAACGGCAAGCUCAUGGCUCCACUGGACGUUUCCUUCUCGCAGAUCGCCGCCGGGGACUUCUACACUUGCGGGAUGAGGAUGGAUCCUCCCAUGGACGUGGUGUGCUGGGGCAACUCGGUGUGGUAUCCUCGGUACCAGAAGAACUUCACGAUCAGCCGGGGAAUGUGCGUCAGCGAGUGUGGGAGGAGCCAGUUCCAGGCCGCGGAUCAGCUGUGCCCAGUGGUGAGAGACAAGGUGUGCUUGGAUUGCUCGGUGUGCGUUGGCAACUCCGAGGCUUCUCCUUGCGGUCCGUUAGGCGAUAGGAAAUGCGACACAAGAUCGCAGCCUCGUUCCACUGCUCUGGUGAUCUUGCUCAUCGCGGCAGCUUUGUUCUUGGGAAGUUUGCUCGUGCUAGCGACAUGGCUCUAUCUCCUCCGGCGUGAGAAGAGCAAAGAGGAUGAUCCAAAGCAACAGGGUGACGGGAAGCUAGAGGCGGUAGCGAGCAAGAACGAGAACGAGCGGUCCGCCGGUCAAGCGCUCGCUAUGUCGGCCCUGGAGCUGGAAGUCGCGACGAACAGCUAUAGCGAAGAGAUGGUGCUCGGCAAGGGAGCGUUUGGGACUGUCUACAAAGGCGUGCUAGAGAACGGCCAGGCAGUAGCGAUCAAGCGAGCUAGCACUUCAAGCACCAGAUCGAGCGAGCUCUUCGAGAAGGAACUCCAGCUCCUCACGAGAACGCACCACUCGUGCCUGGUAAACUUGGUCGGCUACUGCAUGGAGGAGAAGCUGCUCGUCUUCGAGUUCAUGUCGAGAGGAUCGCUGUAUGAUAACAUCUUCGCGAGAUCUGGGCCGAGCGCUGGCCUGCAGUGGAUUUGCCGGAUCAAGCUCGCUGCUCAAGCCGCUCGCGGACUGGAGUACCUCCACAAGUAUGCCUGUCCGCCCAUCAUCCACCGGGACGUGAAGUCCGCCAACAUUCUCUUGGACGACGAGUGGAACGCUCACGUCUCGGACUUUGGACUGUCGCUCUUUGGCCCGCUGGGAUCGGCAACUCAUCUCAGCAACAUGACCAUCGUCGGAACUCCCGGCUACCUCGACCCCGAGUAUGGAUUCUUCAUGAAACUCACCACUAAGAGCGACGUCUACAGCUUCGGAGUUGUUCUUUUGGAGCUUCUCUCUGGCCAGAAGCCAGUUGAUCACUUCCGGCCGGUGCAAAACAUUGUCAUCUGGGCCAAGGAGCUGCUCAACGAUGACACCCUUCACCAGCUCUUUGAUCCGGCCCUGGCUGUGCCCGAGAUGCCGGAGCCGCUGUACCGUGCGGCGAAGCUGGCUCUGGAAUGCACGGACGUCAGGGGGAAAAUGAGGCCGUCCAUGACAAACGUGGCGAAGAGCUUGGAGGACAUUCUGGAAUCGCUGAAGGAACAGGAUACGAGGCCUCCGAGCAAACUUUCCGAGUCCGGCAGAGACAGCAAACUUUCGGAGCCACUGUCCGGCAGAGAUUCUGGAAACAUGAGCUCCUUUCCGGCGUCAAUCUGAUUUUAAAGGUUUUUGCUACAACCGGCAACUUACCUUUUAAGCAGCAUCCAGCAUUCUCUUGCGGAUCGUGGAAAA
Selaginella moellendorffii is the source of this 2262-nucleotide messenger RNA. Its product is annotated as serine/threonine-protein kinase-like protein CR4. The transcript has 2 exons. The record is from RefSeq and is a predicted model, not a curated record. The coding region runs from base 1 to 2187 and encodes 728 amino acids. Gene Ontology annotation, molecular function: protein kinase activity; ATP binding. Gene Ontology annotation, biological process: protein phosphorylation. NCBI's taxonomy places the organism in Eukaryota, Viridiplantae, Streptophyta, Lycopodiopsida, Selaginellales, Selaginellaceae.